CCAAUAUCACUUCCGCUCUGCUUCACUCCAGCAUUGCCACCUGUAACAGCGAUGCCCCCGGACCUCAAUUCUCUCCCACCAUCUCGCUCCACGUCUUUAUCUCCCUUCCAAACUCGAACCAUGCAGUCUUCCUCUGAGGAUAGCGGUUCCCAAUCGCCACCUCCCCGCUCGUCAUCCGUGUCUCUUCAAGCUGCCGCGACUAUGAAUGCCGCGGAUCUCUCCCACCGCUCUUCAACAAGAUCACCACAAGCAAACAGAGCUGCAGAGCGCCGUCGUUCAGCCGUUGCCAUGAAUUUGAACCUCAAUGAUCCCACCAUACCCGGCCCGGGCGAACUAUCAAGUAGCGACCAUAGGUCCUCGCUCAGAGACUCGUUGACUCAUAGCCCGAUGAACCUGGGAAGCCCUAUGGUUGCUACUGGCGAUCCUCAUCAUCACCAUCGAACUCCUUCGCUGGGACAGAUUCAUCAAGAGCUCGAGCAGGAGCAGGAGGCCCAAGUGAACCGCCUUCUUCUGAUGAUCCGUAACCAGCAAGCUCAGCUCCAGCAGAUGCAACAGAUGCAGCAACAGCAGAACUCUGGUAGCGGGUCGACCGCCGUUGAAGACUCGACUCCCACGUCAGAGCGAUCCAUAUCAUUUUCGUCGGUCCCACCACUCCCACAGCCGAUUCCGCACCAUCACCGUCGAAGAUCGUCACUUCACCAUCAUGCGAGUCACUCGUCAAGACGGGAUUCCACCAACACCACUGCAUCAUCGGUGCCAAACCCGCCGGGAUUUCAACCGGAUUUUAGCCUCACGGGCCCAGAGUGGGUUGCCCUGGGAGGCGAUGGAGCUGGACGACGAUGCAGCCGCGACGAGAGUGCGUUUUACCAAGCAGAAACAGCAAACUUGACGCGGGAGAAUCAAAUGCUGCGUCUGAGAAUCAGGGAACUAGAACGACAAGUCAGCGAAUUGACCGCAUCGCCUCCACACAUGCCAGUUGCACCCUCGAACUUGACGUCGUCCACAUCCGCUGAAUCAGUCCCGGCUACGCCAAGUGUAUCGGAGAGUGAACCGCCUCUAGCCUCUCAGCCAAGCUCCAGAGAAAUCGGAAAGGAAUGA
Coccidioides posadasii C735 delta SOWgp is the source of this 1098-nucleotide messenger RNA. RefSeq lists its product as uncharacterized. The record is from RefSeq and is a predicted model, not a curated record. Lineage: Eukaryota; Fungi; Ascomycota; Eurotiomycetes; Onygenales; Onygenaceae.